Molecule: messenger RNA, 2160 nt
Organism: Archocentrus centrarchus (flier cichlid)
Lineage: Eukaryota; Metazoa; Chordata; Actinopteri; Cichliformes; Cichlidae
Gene: cdr2l
Product: cerebellar degeneration-related protein 2-like
Source: RefSeq, a predicted model, not a curated record
AUGCUUCGCGCAUUGAGGAUGGAGGAGUUUGUCACGGAGGAAGAGGAGCCGUGGUACGACCAGCGGGACCUGGAGCAAGACCUGCACUUGGCGGCAGAGCUCGGCAAGACUCUCCUGGAGCGCAACAAAGAGCUGGAGGACUCCCUGCAGCAGAUGUACAUCAACAAUGAGGAGCAAGUGCAGGAGAUUGAGUACCUCUCCAAGCAGCUGGAAAUGUUGAGGGACAUGAACGAGCAGCAUGCAAAGGUGUACGAACAGCUGGAUGUGACGGCCAGAGAGCUGGAAAUCACCAAUGAGAAGCUGGUGCUGGAGAGCAAGGCAUCGCAGCAGAAAAUAGACAGACUAACUGGAACCAUGGAGACCCUACAGAGUCAGGUAGACAGUCUCACAACUCGGGUUGAGGAGUUGCGAACUUUGGAGGAGCUGAGAGUCCGCAGGGAGAAGAAGGAACGUCGCAAGACCAUCCACUCUUUCCCCUGCCUCAAGGAGCUAUGCACUGCUCCAAGAUAUGAGGAUGGAUUCAUGCUGGCCAAUCCAGGUAGUGUGGACCUGGCUGAGAGACAGCCACUGGAUGAGGAAAACGACCGUUUGAGAGACAUCGUCUCGUCCCUACACUCAGUCAUGGCCGCAGAGCGGUCCAAGCGGGAGAGUGCAGAGAGGGAGUGUGCUGCUGUGCUGCAGGAGUUUGAGCGCCUGGAACAGCGACUCUUAGGUGCUGAAGGCUGCCAGCUGCGGGUUCAGGAGCUGGAAGCUGAGCUCCAGGAGAUGCAGCAACUCAGGAAGUCAAGGGUGUGUCUGAUUGGAGACAUGGAAGACGGCCUAGAGAAUCUACUCAAUAAUGGCCCUGAGACAGACACUCCAGAGGAGGGCGCAGGGGAAGAGGAGGUAGGUGAGGGAGGUGCUGGAGAGGCUGGGGGAAUGGGGCAGCAAGGAGGCCCGGUGAGAAAAAGCUGCAGCGACACAGCCCUGAACACCAUCUCAGCUCGUGACGCGACAGGUAGGCGGCAGGGAAGUUACGCCCUCCAUGCCAAUGGUGUGCGCAAACGGGGCAUGUCCAUCCUGCGGGAGGUGGAUGAGCAGUACCACGCUCUGCUGGAGAAGUACGAGGAGCUGCUGGGGAAGUGCAGGCGUCAUGAGGAGAGCCUUUGCCAUGCUGGGGUGCAGACCUCACGGCCAGUCUCCAGAGACCCCUCGAUGAAGGAGUACAGCACCACGGCGGGCCCUUCAACAUCCGGAGAUGCUGUCGCCGCCCCUCCCACGCCUCCCCAAACUCCUUCCACCCCAGAAGCACUGGAGGGGAUCAGCAGGCAGGUGGAGCAGGUGGACAAACGGUUGAGCCAAAACACCCCAGAGUACAAGGCCCUGUUCAAGGAGAUCUUCUCCCGACUGCAGAAGACAAAGAGCGACAUGAACACGAGGAAGAGCAGAAAGACUAACAAAUGAGGUAACAGGCCCUGAUACGACAUGCACUAAAAACAUCUUACUUUACCUCACUGUUUAAAAGGCUUCUUAUUUAACCUUUGGCCACCCUUCAGUUUAAGGACUGCUGUAUGCUGUUUCAUAUCAAACUGCCAAAGGGAUGAAAAACUGCUCUGCUGUUGUGGAUGAAAUGCAUUUCCUGACUGUAAAUGACAACCUAUCAGAACGGGGGGGUGGGGGUGGUAUUGUGAUGUAUUUGUAACUGAGGUGUACCGAUGCAGAAGUUACUAUUUUGCAUUUAUGAUAAACACUAAAGCCAAAUAGGCCAACUUUCAGAGGCUUUAAAACUUACAGCAUUUAAAGCAUGCAUUUGACUAAUAACACUAAAGAAAUGCAAAAUCUGUCUUUAAAAUUAGAUUAAAAAAAAAAAAAAAAAUCACAAGCUUUUGAAUGGCUUAAAGGAGCAUUUUGAACUCAUUGGACGGCACACAUCCUUCAAAACGGCUGCCCAAGUGUACCUCCUGAACAGGCGGCGAUGCUUCUGCAUCUUUUUCAGGGAUUUAUUUAAUCAUUUCCACACUGUGCUGCCACAUUAUCAGUAGUUCCUGUAAAAGGCCACUUUAAUGUUUCCUGUUGAUUAAAAUAACAACUGCAUCGACCACGUUCUCUUUUUUCUGCUUACAGCUCAGGGAGGAAGUUUGUUCUGAAUAAAACACGACACACACACACACACACACACCC